AAACUAUUUGUGAUCACUUGCAGGAAAGGCUCGGAACCUUUCCGAAGCAGUCUCAAAUACACCAAUGAACGAGAAAAUUUUGAAAGAAAACGUCAUUUUCUAUGGCUCAUGUUGAAUCACCCAAGGCCCUAAAUACACCGAAUCACCGAAGAGGUUUUUAACGUCAAGGAGUGUGAGCGCCAACUGCAGGUGUAUUGGAACUACUGCAGGCUGUCAUAGAAUCAAACAGACAUGGCUGAUUCAUCAAAGACAAAAGAAAAGAAAGGAGACAUCCCCAUGCCACCAAUGUCUUGCAUUGUGUGCAUCUACACUCUGGGCUUCAUGGACCUGUUUGCCAUCAGUCUGAUCCUGCCGCUGCUGCUCUCGCACGGGGAGCAGCUGGGCGCCUCGCCGAUGAUGAACGGCCUGGUGGGGUCCGUGUACGGUGGCCUGCAGCUCAUCUCUAGUCCCAUCUGCGGAAGCUUCAGCGACCAGUAUGGCCGGGCUCGUGUGCUCAUCAUCUCGCUGCUGGCGUGUACGGUCAGCUACCUGACGCUAGCCUUCUCUGAGACCAUCCUGCUGCUGGUCAUAUCGCGGGUUUUAGCAGGCUCGUUCAAGCACACGCAGACCAUGUGUCGGAUGCUGCUGGUCGAUCUGGAGCCGCCCUCGGAGCGGCAGCGCGUCAUCGGGUGGUUCAACGCCAUCUCCAGCAUGGGCUUCAUCGUGGGCCCGCCGAUCGGCGGCCACCUGGCCGGCAUGGACGACGGCUUCAGGCUCGUCACCCUCAUCUGCGCCGGACUGUUUGCAACCAUGUUCGUGCUGUCGUGUCUGCUGGUACGUGAUGGACCGCGCGCGCAGCACCACGCCGCCGCCGCCGCCGUCGGUGAGUCCCUCACCUCAUUCACCGAUGUCGACUGGCUGCGUAUCGGCGACCUGAUGGUGGUGCGCUUCUUCUACGCCUUCUCCGUGCUCCUGUUCCGCGCCAACAUGCCUUCGACGGCCGCCCGGCUGUUCGGUAUGACGCCCGUGCAGUUCGGCUACCUCAUGUCGAUGCAGGGAGUGGUGAGCGCCGGUGCCGGCUUCCUCACCGGUCCUAUAGAGCGGUUCUGCGGGGACCGUCUGACGGAACUGGCGCUCACCUCGGCUGUGUUCACGGCGGCUCUGACUGCAGCCAGCCUGGCGCCGAGUAUCACCUGGCUAGCCCUGGCGCUGAUACCGCUCUGCGCCUGCACGUCCUCACUGCGCGCGUGCGGCACGGCUCUGACCCUGGACCGCACGCCGGCGGCGCACCAUGGCCUGGUAAUGGGCGCGGGUCAGAACAUCGCCUCCGUGGCGCGGCUGGCGGCGCCGCUGGCCGCUGGUGCCGCGCAGCAGCUGGUCAGUGAUCGAGGACCGGGCCUGGUGGCCGCCGCGUGCGCCGCCAUCGCGCUGGGAGUGGCCGUCUACAUCCGUCAGACAGCACAGUCCAAACGGGAGAAACAGGAGUAGCCGGCUGGAUGCGGGUGGUCGCUCGACAAAGGUGAGCUGACUGCCCAAUAUCACCGUGAAGAGUGGAUACUGUGAGAGACGUGAUACGAUCAAAGGCGGGUAUCUUAUGCCGUCUUUUUGUCGCUCAGUAUUUGGCCAAAGUUGACGGUGAGUCACAUCUGAUCUCACUGUGUUCGGCUGUGUGGGAUGGCUGGUGGCUCGUAGUAUUGGAGUUCAGUGUGUGAGAGUGUCGUUAAAUUACCUACAAGGAAAAACGCCUAUCGGCUAUUGGCGCUCGUUCACCUUUAUUCGGUACAGGGUUACGGCAAAUUGCAUUUAACUGCAUAGCGCACAACUCCCUUUCGAGGAAUGUGAAGGUGGAGAUGGUAUAUUUAGGUAUAUGUUUUAUAUCCCAUCCAAGGUAUCUUGGCCUAGUGUGUGCUAUCAUUAUAUUUUUUAACUACUUGCUAAAAUUUAUACAGGGUAAUUUCAGUUGUUCUCCAAUCACUCCCUAGGGUGUCUUUUGCCAAUGCAUCAAAUCAUUUAAGGUCACAUUAUGUGCUUGUUAUGGCGCCAACGGUCAUUAAAGUGAUUGGUAUAUUCUGUUAAUUGUUAUGUAUAUCGUUAUGCUUUAUUCAAUGAUAUAAGUCAAAUAUUCUGACAGGCGCAUCAAGUCAUAUUUUCCAGCUAAAUACCCGCUGACUUUCAAAACUAGCCAGCAUCGGUAUUGAAUCGCGAUCUUUGUGAAUACGCCUUUGUGGAAGUUCAUAGUGGAACCUGCUAGGUGAAAGGCCUGUGUCAGGAAUGACAGUUGAAACACAUGGGCAGAUUUGUUGCUUGUUGGGGAUGGGACCAUGAAUACAUUCUAUUGCAGUGCA
Messenger RNA from Amphibalanus amphitrite, 2324 nucleotides. Its product is annotated as major facilitator superfamily domain-containing protein 9-like. The record is from RefSeq and is a predicted model, not a curated record. Lineage: Eukaryota; Metazoa; Arthropoda; Thecostraca; Balanomorpha; Balanidae. The coding region runs from base 232 to 1467 and encodes 411 amino acids. The transcript has 7 exons. Gene Ontology annotation, biological process: transmembrane transport. Gene Ontology annotation, molecular function: transmembrane transporter activity.